GUCAAAUAAAACUUUGAUCAUGAUUGAAUUCUUUGAAUGUGAGUAGAUGCGUUUGAUGGUUUCCUGGAGGGAAGUGGAGGCAAUUUCAAGGCUGACAUUUGCGAAGAUACCAAGGGAUUACUAAGCUUAUAUGAAGCAUCCUUUCUAUCCAUGGAAGGUGAAGCCACGUUGGACUUGGCCAGAGACUUCUCCACCAAACAUCUCAAACAGGCGGCCGCCGGCUUCAGAACCGCCGACCCAAACCUUUUGGCGGCCGUUCAACGGGCGCUGGAAAUGCCUUUGCAUUGGAGGGUGCCGAGGCUGGAGGCCAGCAGUAACAUUCACUUGUACCAAGCAAAACCGAACCAUAAUCCUCUCUUUUUGGAAUUCGCUAAACUGGACUUCAACCUCUUUCAAACUCUGCACCAACAUGAAUUGAAAUCCGUGUCAAGGUGGUGGAAGAGUUCAUAUAUUGUAGAAAGAUUGAAUUUUGUGAGAGAUAGAGUAGUAGAAAAUUUCUUUUGGACGGUAGGAAUAUUUAACUCCCCCAGGUAUUCAAACGCCAGAAGAGUUGAGGCAAAGCUUAAUUGUCUCCUUUGCACAAUUGAUGAUAUAUACGAUGUUUAUGGGACUUUGGAUGAACUGCAAGUCUUCACGGAUGUCAUUCAAAGAUGGAGUGAUACAGCAAACAUUGGGCAUCUUCCCGAGUACAUGAAGCUUAGUUAUUUUGCAGUCCACAACUUUGUUAAUGAAGUGGCGUAUGACGUUUGUAAAGAACAAGGCAUUCUUGUAUCCCGC
Molecule: messenger RNA, 777 nt
Organism: Cuscuta epithymum
Lineage: Eukaryota; Viridiplantae; Streptophyta; Magnoliopsida; Solanales; Convolvulaceae
Source: the annotation of a GenBank genome assembly